Messenger RNA from Durio zibethinus, 3224 nucleotides. RefSeq names its product decapping 5-like protein. Gene Ontology annotation, molecular function: mRNA binding. The record is from RefSeq and is a predicted model, not a curated record. Gene Ontology annotation, biological process: P-body assembly; cytoplasmic stress granule assembly. Gene Ontology annotation, cellular component: P-body. Lineage: Eukaryota; Viridiplantae; Streptophyta; Magnoliopsida; Malvales; Malvaceae.
GGUGGUGGCCAUGUAGGCAUGUACUGUCAUAAAUUGGAUAUGUGUAUCCGAAUAUCCGAUUUAUUUCGUUCUGUUUGCCCAUUUGCGAAAUGAUCCACAAUAACAUUAGGGCCCUCCUCCGACCAAAAAAACGAAAAAAAUUAGGGCCCUUCUAUUCUAGAAUUUAGACCCAGCACCACAACGACGUCGUUUCAAUUAACCGACAUUUUCCCGGUGCAAAUGCUCUAGUAACACGUAUUCUUCCCAGCCAGCCUCAAAGUUUUCCCAUUACGUAGAAGCAAACUUUUGGAUUCUUCAGGGAAUAGCGAAUCCUAACUUUUGAAACAAUCAAUUCGCUUUUCAAGACAAUCUUUAAAUUUUGUUUCUUUCAUUCUUGUUCUUUUCCUCACAGAUUUUCUCGAGAAAAAUUAUCACGAUAGCUUUCCUUUUUUUUGUUCGUAGCGGUUGAUUAGGUAGAGAUGCCCAGCGAAUCUUCGUCGAAUUCCAAAAAUGCAGGGGACUCGUAUAUAGGAAACUUCAUUAGUCUCAUUUCUAAGUACGAGGUACGCUACGAAGGUGUUCUUUAUUAUCUCAACGUCCAAGAUUCCACCAUUGGCCUCAAAAACGUAAGAUCUUAUGGAACAGAGGGUCGGAAGAAGGAUGGUCCACAAGUGCCACCAAGUGAUAAGGUGUAUGAAUACGUUCUCUUCCGUGGAAGUGACAUUAAGGAUUUGCAAGUUAAGUCUUCCCCUCCUUUGCAAAUAGAUGAGCAGAUUCACUAUGACCCUGCCAUUAUUCAGUCACGGUUUGCAGGUGUGUCUCUUUGCCCUUCUCCAUCAGUUUCAAUUGGUUGUAGAACUUUAACAGAAUCAACUCAGUGGCAGGAUACCCCUGCACUAGCCAGUAGGGUCUAUCCAAGUGCUUUGCCAAGACAUCAAUUUCCACCUCAGGUGGAUCCAUCAAAUUCAUCAAAUCAUUCUCAGGCUGCUCAAAAUGCUGGUACUCCAUUAUUUUCCAAUCUGUUGUAUUGGCACGGAUAUAGUGGAACACCAAUCAAUGUUUCUCAAGCUCAACAGAACCCUAUUCCUUUUCAAUCUCUAUCAAUGUUGUCAUCUCCUAUGACAGUGCAGAGUCAUGUAAACGAUCCUGAUCUUCGCUCUUCACCCAUUAUGGGAUUGAUAAAUGCACCAGAACCUGUUAACCCUCUCCUUUCGUCUACUACAUCUAGUUCUUUACACUCUACUGCUACAGGCUCUUUUACUCCAGUGCAAUGUUCCAUGUCCCCUGAUAUGCCAUCCUGCUCAUCCUUAAAGGCACCACCCUCACAGGCUGCAUAUACUUCUAAUAAACUGACAGUGUCUUCUUUUCCUUCAUCUUUUGAAGACACAAACAUCUCUCAAUCUCAACCUGUCGGCAAAGCUGUUAGUAGCCCUGCUGCUGCUACCGCCAGUCCUUUAUCUAUUCUUCUCACCCCCAUGCCUUAUCUGGCUGGUUCUUCAGGUUCCUUGCUAACAUCAUCUCCAUCUUUAUUAACUCCGGGUCAUCUAGCACAGACCAGACCCCAUGCGCUUUCUUCAACACAGAAUACAUAUCCUGAUCGUAAGGAUACAACUGCUUUUACAUCUCUAUCCUCUUAUACUCCAUCUGUGAAUUCUACUCCAGUAACUCAACCACCAUUGUUGCCUCUGCCAACUCCUGCACAACAGUCUUUAGACUCCACCCCACAGUUUACUGAAGAAUUUGAUUUUGAAGCCAUGAAUGAGAAAUUCAAAAAGGAUGAAGUGUGGAGCUACCUUGGGAAGGCAAACCAAAAGGAUAUAGCAGAAGAAGGCAUAAAGGAUGAUGUGUCUGAUCAGACCUUGGUGGACAAAUGGGGUAUUGGCCGCCUACUCUCAAAUUUUGAUCCAAAGCCUGCUUACAAGAAGGAUGACUUUUUUGACACAAUUUCCUGUAAUUCUCAAUCCCGUAGUGCAAGGAAUGAACAGAAUCGUUUCUCUGAGAGAAUGAAGUCAGAUAGUGAGACGUUUGGCAACUUCCAACAGAGGUCUCGUGUCAGUUAUGGACCUUAUGGUGGCUAUAGUACUGGACAUGGUCAGAACUACAGGGCAUCUUAUAACGGGGGUAGGGGAUAUGGCUAUGGUGGGAGGGGUCGUGGGAACAUGUAUUUCUGAUGCUACAUGAGUCUAGUAUCCUGUUAAAUCCCAUGACUGCUAGAGACAGUGUCAUCUGUCAUCUCAGUUUACCCGAUCAACCUUUGGCUUUAUGAAGACAUGAAUUAUAUCAAGGUAAAUGAAUGUGGUUGUUUGGGAUUUUCUUGCUGAGGUGCUUGAUAGGGAGCUACUAAACUGAUAUAUUAUGGCAGGUUCAUAUGUGUGUGUGUUUUUUACUCAUAUACUGGCCUUUUCCCAAUAGGAAAGAAUCAUUGUAGCUUGAUGCCUAUAUGUGAAUGAUGAUUUACCGUCCACCAUCCUUGUACGUCAGAAUUCCACCAUCACAAUUUUUUUGCUGGAUUUUGGUAAUUUCCAUCUACGACACUAACACCCAUUUUUAACCAUUCAUUUUAUCUGCAGUAAACCUGCUAUAAUGCCCUUUUUAUCUUUUCUUUUCUUUCUUUAUCAAGUUUUAAAUCAUUAGUUAGAAAUUUCGAGACCUGGACUCAACAUAAGCUAGUAACCACUCACUGACAACUGGUUUGGCAGUGUGAACUGAUAUUUUACAAGGAAAGUGUUCACACUGAAAGGGAUGUAGUGCCUGUUAAUGUUUUAAACCACUUUGUAACAAUGAAAAAGUAGGGUAAAGAAGGUGAUUGGAUUACGACUGGUUGAUCUGUAGUAAUUAUGGUAUGUAUAUUUCAAAAUUAAAUGUUUAUGUAGAGAAAGUGCUGUGGAAUGUCUUUUUGGUGCAGCCACCAAUUUUAGACUGCCACUGACUGACCCGAUAGAAGAAACGGUUCAACUUGUAAAAAUGAUUAUGAUGAAAUGGUUUAACAUGUAAAAUGGACCAGCUAGAUGUUAGAGGAAACUUUGUAGGAAAUAUCAAUGAUUAAUAAUAAAAUACUAUAAGACGAUGCCUGUCGAGAUGUGUAACCCCUAGGAAAAGGCAUAACAAGAAUAAGAAUUUUUUGCUUUGGUAUAGUUAGUUAUGACAAGUGUGGAGCCCUCUUUGGAAGUGUUGUUCAAGCAUGUAUGGAAGAGGGGUCAGAAAGAUUUAGUUCCUCCCUCGUCCAUUUGGUAUUAGUAAAAUUU